This is a messenger RNA of Cokeromyces recurvatus, 520 nucleotides long. RefSeq lists its product as uncharacterized. NCBI's taxonomy places the organism in Eukaryota, Fungi, Mucoromycota, Mucoromycetes, Mucorales, Mucoraceae. Gene Ontology annotation, molecular function: protein binding. The coding region runs from base 128 to 463 and encodes 111 amino acids. The transcript has 2 exons. The record is from RefSeq and is a predicted model, not a curated record.
UUGAAGCUAUUUGUAAAUUAGAUGAAGAUACAAUCUGUACAGGAAGCAGUGAUGGUAUUAUUCGGUAAGUUUGGUGACUAUUUUACCAAAUGAAUUUCAUGGCGCUUUGGGUGAUCAUGGUGAAGAUAUGCCCAUUGAAAAUUUAAAACUAAGUUAUGAUAAGAAAUUAUUGGUGUCAAGUGGACAUGAUGACAAAUUGCAAUUUUGGGAUAUUGCUCAUCUUUUUGAAGAGGAAGAGGAAGCGACUGCAAAAUUAGAAGAUGAAGAACAGGACGUAUCGCAUGAUAAAGAGGAAGAAGAUAAAACUAAUGACGAACCUACUGUAAAAGAUUCGGAUGAUGAUUGGGGAACUGAUUCAGAUGAUGAAAGCAGCAAUAAAAAAAAGAGAAAGAAGAAGCAAAAAAAGAACAAGACAGAAAAGAAAAAGAAUAACAAAAAUAAUACAUUUUUUGCAGAUAUGUAAAAAUAAAUAUUUAAUUACAAAUAAUAUAUGUGUGGAUGUAGAUGAAGAUGUGUAUGU